This is a messenger RNA of Acanthopagrus latus (yellowfin seabream), 2065 nucleotides long. RefSeq names its product LCK proto-oncogene, Src family tyrosine kinase (gene lck). NCBI's taxonomy places the organism in Eukaryota, Metazoa, Chordata, Actinopteri, Spariformes, Sparidae. Bases 186 to 1694 code for a protein of 502 amino acids. The record is from RefSeq and is a predicted model, not a curated record. Gene Ontology annotation, cellular component: extrinsic component of cytoplasmic side of plasma membrane. The transcript has 13 exons. Gene Ontology annotation, biological process: innate immune response; B cell receptor signaling pathway; protein phosphorylation. Gene Ontology annotation, molecular function: signaling receptor binding; ATP binding; non-membrane spanning protein tyrosine kinase activity.
AACAGACACAUAUCAGCAAUAAGAGAAGCGGAUGAUGACAUCUUCACACCCAGGCUCCGGUGGUGAAAAACUCAAAUACUGCUAACAAACGCAAGCACUUUUAAAUGCAGAAUAUCUCUAUGGCGGUGCUUGAAAUCUGAUAUUACUGGACGCUUGAAGAGAAAACUCAUACUUCAAGAGGAAAGAUGGGAUGUAACUGCAGUUCGGACUACUCAGACAGCGAGUGGAUCGAGAACUUGGAUGAAAUCUGUGAACACUGCAACUGUCCCAUAGCUCCUCAGUCAUGCAAUCCAUACACAGACCAGCUGAUUCCCUUUCAGCCAUCAAACCAUUCGCCCCCCACAUCUCCUUUACCAGACAACCUCGUGGUGGCCAUUUACAGUUAUGAACCCAACCAUGAUGGUGACCUGGGCUUUGAGAAGGGAGACAAACUCAAGAUCAUCAACAAGGAGGAUCCUGAGUGGUAUCUGGCAGAGUCUCUCACCACAGGCCAGCAAGGCUACAUCCCAUACAACUUUGUUGCAAUGACCACAGUGGAGACUGAACCGUGGUUCUUUAAGAACAUCUCUAGAAACGAAGCCAUGAGGCUCCUCCUGGCUCCCGGGAAUACGCUGGGCUCCUUCCUGAUUCGAGAGAGUGAGACGACCCCAGGCUCAUACUCCUUAUCGAUCAGGGACUUGGACCACAACACCGGCGAGGGAGUCAAGCACUACAGAAUCCGCAACAUGGACAACGGCGGCUUCUACAUCACAGCCAAGAUAUCCUUUAACUCGCUGAAGGAGCUAGUCCAGCAUCACUCACGUGAUGCAGAUGGGCUGUGCACAAAGCUGAUGAAGCCGUGUCAGUCUAGGGCGCCGCAGAAGCCCUGGUGGCAGGACGAGUGGGAGAUUCCCAGAGAGUCCCUGAAGCUGGAGCGCAGGCUCGGAGCGGGACAGUUUGGAGAGGUCUGGAUGGGUGUCUACAACAAUGACCGGAAGGUGGCAAUUAAAAACCUGAAGAUGGGUACAAUGUCAGUGGAAGCCUUCCUGGCAGAGGCGAACAUGAUGAAGAACUUGCAGCAUCCACGCCUCGUCCGCCUCUUUGCUGUCGUCACCCAGGAGCCAAUCUAUAUCGUCACGGAGUACAUGGAAAAUGGUAGCCUUGUGGAUUACCUGAAAACAACGGAUGGAAGCAGUUUGCCCAUGAACACCCUGAUAGACAUGGCAUCUCAGGUGGCUGAUGGAAUGGCCUUUAUUGAGGCUAAAAAUUACAUCCAUCGAGACCUGAGAGCAGCCAACAUUCUGGUGUCUCAUGAACUCAUCUGUAAGAUUGCCGACUUUGGACUAGCAAGACUGAUUGAGGACAACGAAUACACAGCGAGAGAAGGUGCAAAGUUCCCCAUCAAAUGGACUGCCCCAGAAGCUAUUAACUAUGGCACCUUUUCCAUAAAAUCAGAUGUGUGGUCGUUUGGCAUCCUCCUGACUGAAAUAGUGACAUACGGACGCAUUCCUUACCCUGGUAUGUCCAACCCAGAGGUAAUCCAGAACCUGGAGAGGAACUACAGGAUGCCGAGGCCGGACAACUGUCCAGAGGGGCUUUACAACAUCAUGUGCUUGUGCUGGAGGGAAAACCCAGACGACAGGCCCACCUUCGAGUACCUGAGGAGCGUUCUGGAGGACUUCUUCACCGCCACAGAGAGGCAGUACCAGGAAUAGCCUUGAUGGGGCAGAGAGACAUAAAGACAUGCAACAAAUAUACUCAAACUAAAGGCCUAUCCUGUGAAAGUGGAGGCUGGAUUAUAUUUUUUUUUGUUUGUUUGUUUGUUACUGAGAUUUUGCAAAUAAGAGUACUUUGUGUCUGCAUACUGAAAUGGCCUCUUCGAUACAAUACAGUCACAUGUGGAACCUGAAGCACCCUGUGGAGCCAGCUGGGAACUGUCUGAUGUAGCUGAACAUGUAGCUGCUCUCCUGGUGCUUAUUAUUAAGAUGUAAAUAUUGUCAAACUGCUUCCGCCAUGUCUUGCCUGUGCAGUUUAACCAGUGUUUUCAAAUUGUUCUACCUACAGUAAAAAAAAAAAAAAGUCUUUA